CCAAGCUUUAUAAAGGAACAUCUUUGCAAUGCACCUCUUCCUUGUUCUAGGCCCGGCUGGGGAUAUUACUUGCAAUGAACGUCAAGGGUGUAACAGUAUUCCUGGGGGUUCUGGUCGGAGUCCAAUGUCUGCCAAGCUUCUUCCAUCAGGCCCAGACACAGGACAUCCAGCACACCGGAAGUGAAGCCAUCGGCACACGCGUACAGUGCGAGACAUGUAUACAGUACUCUAGAAAGUUCGGCAAUGAUCUCCUUGGCAUCAUUCUCAAUACAGGUACUCAUGGUUCGUGUGAGAAGCUGUGUGCAGUGCUCCAUGACAAGAGUCUGAGUCCCAUGUGUGAUCGUCUCUGCGAAUCUGUUGGUCUAGUUGAAUUUGCUGAAUACUUUAAGAAGGCGGACGCAAACCCUUUCUACUUUUGUGAGCUUAUGACCUUAUGCCCUGGAUUUGACAACGGUGACGCUGAAAUCACAGAGCUGUCAGUGGACCCACCAGUAGGGCCUCAGGGCACGAGAACAAUAAGCUAUUCUUACACCUCCAAGAAGGGAACAGGAACCGGAGAAGCUGUUCUGCUUGUUGAGACAAUUGAUGGAUAUCACAUUGACGAUAGUGUCCUCAUCCAGAAGUCUCCGCCAGGCACCUACCCCAACAGCGUCACCCUCACGACUAUCCCCCGCCCCCACUGUAACCCUAACAAGGAAGCCUGUGAAAAGUGGGUUCCUGGAAACUACACACUAUUUGUGGGUAUCUGCAAUGGCAGGUGUGGAAGCAACUUCCCACACAGCAAGAUCUACGACAUGCGAAACACCACGUUCGUCAUCACUGCCUAGACAAGUACUGGUGUAUGGUGGAAUAUAUGAGAAAAUGUGCCUUUCGUCUUAAUGUAUAUGUUGUACAAGAGCCAUGAUGUUCUAAUGACUCCUCUGAAUCUCUGCCAAUUUGCAACAUUUAGACAAAAUUGAAGUUUAACUAUAGGUCAUAUGGCCUAAAAUAUUGAAUAAACUUCUGUCUGUCUGUAAA
Molecule: messenger RNA, 1017 nt
Organism: Haliotis rufescens (red abalone)
Lineage: Eukaryota; Metazoa; Mollusca; Gastropoda; Lepetellida; Haliotidae
Product: countin-3-like
Exons: 7
Coding region: 75-827 (250 amino acids)
Source: RefSeq, a predicted model, not a curated record